UGUAAUUUUGCUACCCUUUAUACCCAGAAAGUCCUUCAGUCUUUUUGUGUUUGGAUAAAUUCUGUUCAUCUUUCAAAGGUCACUACCUCCAUGAAGCCUUUUCUGAUUUUCCUAGUCACGAUGAAUGCUUUCUUCCUCCAGCUUCUCAUAGUGCUUUGAGUCUUUCUCAUAGCGUUCAGCCCACUCUGUCUUCUUGUCCACAUGCAUAUCUUGCUCGUUAAUUCUAGUUAUUGAGUGCCUAUUUGUACCACACUGGGGAUACAGGGUACUUGCAGAGAACCCAAAGUCCAGUGGAAGCCCAGAGUUGGGUAGAGAGUUUACAACCUUCAUUGGAUUAGGAGGCAGGAAUCCCGUCUGCUCCUAGCUCAGCGCCUGGCACCAAAAGGUAGUCAGAAAAGUAACUUAAAUGGAAACUCAGCACCAGUGACUCUUGAGAAAACUCAGAGUUCAAAGGAAGGUCAAAAGUUGGCAAAGAUAGAGGAUGGGCAGGGAUCAGUUUUAUUUUGUUGGAAUAUCCCAAGGGAAUUUCCAGGAGUGGUUGCAGUGACUCUGGCAUGAAGACGUGGUGUGGAAGCCAGAGACAUCAAAGAUCCCCAGUGGACUGGGAUGGGAAGAAGGGAUCACUGUCCUCCUCCAGGACCAGGCUGGGAGUUUUGGUGCGGGAUCAUUCGGACAUUUAUCCCACUCCAGCUCUAAGUCUUUUUGCUUUGACUGACCAUACCAUAGAGGCAAGCAGGUUGUUUCAAGGGCCCAGAAACGAGUUACUGGCUUACGGUCAAGCCAGUCAGAGGACAACUACACUGUCUAGUUGGCACAUGAUAAAAGCAAUACUGAUGCAAUUAUCACUCCCAUUGGAGGGUGGCCAGGCAUUAUUUGUCACUCAAAUAAAAAAUGUCAUUUGAAUUUUUACUAGGAAUUCUCAUCCAAAAUAUGUCCAUGAUAUAAUGACACCGCACGACCGGCUUGCCAAAGUAAACUACGUCCUAACUACACACGAGCAUUACUUAGAAAUUGUGUGUAUCUCAGAAAAUUGCUCUACCCUGAGGCCCGACAGCAGGAGCGGGUCUUGCUGGGGUUCGGAUGGGGAAGCGCCUUAUUCAUUGAUGAUAUUCUACAGUAGUCACCCCAAUCAUGUUACCACUCACCUCACUUUACACUGUCUGCUGCUUACCUGUGAAUACGAGCUCAAGAUAGUGAGAGAUAAGCCUUGGUGUUUUCUGUGCAUCUCUCUUUUCUUUAAUGGAAAACAAUUCUGAAAAUAAUACUGAACAGCACCCAGUCAUUCUCAGAAAGCCGUCACACAAGGAAGAAACCACUAUUUUCCCAAACUUUUUGCACAGGAAAUUGUAAUCUGUAGUCUCAUCUUCUGCCACCUCCCUCAGAAGUUUCGAUCUAGACAUACAUGUAUUCAGCGAGUUGCAAUUCAGCCUGGGGGUGGAGUGUCAGGAUUCAAGUCUUUUUGCUGCGGGGUAACCCCAGGUCCCAGUGAUUUCCGUAGACAAAAGAGGUGCUGGUAAAUUUGGGAUGUAAUUGUCGGAUUGGACCGGUCUCCCCGCUCCCUUGACCAAUGGCUGUCACCCGGUCCCUUUAAGAGUCCAGGAAUCCGUCCGGCGUCUGAGCCCCAAACAGAUCCUCUUCUCUGCUCCUCCCCUGUCCCCGCGCGGCGAAUGGUUCGCGCCGGCCUAUAUUUACCCGAGAUCUUCCUCCCGGACGGCAAGGAUGUGAGGCAGGCGAGCCGGCCACCGCUCGCAGCACCGGAGAGGGCGCGCUGCAAAGGCGGGCAGCAGACCGUGGAGAGCCCGGGAGCGGAGCUGGACACCGCCUUGAAGGAAGAAAUGAGGUAGCGGCGGUCCCCGGACCCGGCCAUGCGCUCCCCCUGCCCUCGGAGCCCAGCGCUGUCUCGGCCAAACUAGCCCGGACAGUGAGCGGGCCGAGCGCGAGUCCCCGGUGGAGCGAAGAUGCAGUGAGCCCCUGCGGGACUGCUGCGCGGGGCCAGCCGCGGCCAGCCGGACCCAGCAUCCGACAACACUUUGGGCGAGCUGCUGACUCUGAGACCAGCCCAGCUGAGGGGCUCUCCGUCUCCAGCACCCCUCGGAGGUGGGGAGCACCGGCCCCUGGGCACGGUCACUGUAGAGUUUCUGCGGGUUUUGGCCCCAGUCCUGGGGGUUGUGUGUGUUAGGGGAUCCUCUUCACGUUCGCCGAGGUGUUCCCGCAUUAUUCUCGCACCAUCCCGGGUGCUGUUGCCGGGGCUCUCUUUAUUUAUUUGCACGCGCGCUUCUAGCUUUUUUCCUGACAUUUUCCACUCCACGCUCGUUCUCUCUCCCUCGCAUUUUGUUGCUUGCCUGAGACUCUUUGCCCUCGCCCUUGCCCAGGCUGGGGUAAUUCUGUGUGCGCGCGUGUCCCUACCCCCGCCAACCUUUUUUGCACACUCGAAGCUGAAUAUUUUCUUUUUUAGAAAAUUUACCCCCACCCCCUCCGGGGUUCCUAAGCACUCUGUCUCCUCCCCUCCCCCCCAACUCCCUACCACUGGGCCGCUCCCAGUUUUAUUCUUCGAUCUUGCUCGGGCCGAGCCCGGCCGGGGCCGGUGGCUCAGUGGGCCUCGCACCCGGCGCUCCGCCGCCGCCGCCCAGCUGCGCCGGGGCGCCCUCCGGAGAUGCUACCGUGGAAGAAGCACAAGUUCGAGCUGCUGGCCGAGGCGCCGCCGCGGCAGGCAUCCAAGCCCAAGGGCUACGCUGUGAGCCUGCACUACUCGGCGCUCAGCUCUUUGGCACGGGCGUGCCCCGAAGGCGCGCUUAGCCGGGUGGGCAGCAUGUUCCGCUCCAAGCGCAAGAAGCUGCACAUCACCAGCGAGGACCCAACUUACACCGUGCUCUACCUGGGUAAUGCCACAACCAUCCAGGCGCGCGGCGACGGCUGCACCGACCUUGCUGUGGGCAAGAUCUGGAGCAAGAGCGAGGCGGGCCGUCAGGGCACCAAGAUGAAGCUGACAGUGAGUGCGCAGGGUAUCCGCAUGGUGCACGCCGAGGAGCGCGCACUGCGCCGCCCGGGCCACCUCUACCUGCUGCACCGCGUCACCUACUGCGUGGCGGACGCGCGGCUGCCCAAGGUCUUCGCCUGGGUGUACCGGCACGAGCUGAAGCACAAGGCCGUGAUGCUGCGCUGCCACGCCGUGCUGGUGUCCAAGCCCGAAAAGGCGCAGGCUAUGGCCCUGCUGCUCUACCAGACGUCGGCCAACGCGCUGGCGGAAUUUAAACGCCUCAAGCGGCGGGACGACGCGCGUCACCAGCAGCAGGAGCUGGUGGGCGCACACACCAUCCCGCUAGUACCGCUGCGCAAGCUGCUCCUGCACGGACCCUGCUGUUAUAAACCGCCAGUGGAGCGCAGCCGCAGUGCGCCUAAGCUCGGCUCCAUCACCGAGGACCUGCUUGGUGAACAACAGGAGCAGGAGCUGCAGGAGGAAGAAGAGGAAGAGGAGCACCCUGAGGGCUGCCCGGAGGAAGAGGAGAACCAUGCGGCAGAGGGAGAUCCAGCAGAGGAGGCCGAGGCGCAGCGGGCGCUGGUGGUCGCCAUGCACUUUGAGUGCGGGGACUUGUUGGACACUCUGGAGAAUGGCCGUGGGGAGGCGCUAGCGGGCGGCGGGGGCUCCCUGGGCCCAGGGGCCAGGCCGCCGCCUCUGCUGCUGGGCAGCGCCUCCGACAUGAAGGCUGAGCUGUCGCAACUUAUUAGCGACCUGGGCGAGCUCAGCUUCGGCAACGACGUGCGCACCCUGCAGGCCGACUUGCGGGUGACGCGCCUGCUGUCGGGCGACAGCACGGGCAGCGAGAGCUCCAUCGAGGGCGGGGGCCCUGACGCCACCUCCGCCACCGCCGGGGACUCGUCCGGCCAGGCCGACGGCGGCGCCAGUGCAGACGAGCCCCACUCGGGCUGAGCUCCGCGCGUCGCCGGCGCUCCAACGUGGCUACCCAUCCGUGGUCCCGACAACCUCCCUGUCCCUUGCCCGCCCCCAGGAAAGGGAAAUGGGGCAUUUGGGGCCCAUACCUACACUUGGAGCCCAGGCCCAGCGUUCCCCCUGACCGUUUCCCCCUACCUCCCCGCCCCUGCUCCCGCCCCUGCUCCCGCCCCAGCACUUCUGGCUUUAUUGCGCGUGGGGAUGCGGGGAAAUGUGAGAGGGGAAAACCCCGCCAGGAGGGAGAGAGAGGCAGCCCUCUGGGGUACGGGUGAGGGAAUGCUGGCUGAAGUUGCUAGUCUCAGGCCGUAGGUGCCUGGCCAGUUUCCUGUUUGUGGGGCACUGGGGCCUGAGGAGGAGGGGUUCACUUCCUCCUCCUAUCCCCCGGGAGAGGCCCUGCGCUGUCACUGACAUCUCAUUAAAAAAAAAAAAAAAAAAAAAAAAGAAUUUGCUCUCAAGGUGUUUGAGGCUUUAUGCAACCCUUUAGCCCUCGGUUCUUUCUGGUGUAAGAACUCCGGGUGUUUACCUCAGACUCACACCCCUGAAAUUUUGCCAAAUUCCUCACAUAACUGUUUGGGGGGUGGGGGGAGAUGAAGGAGAGUUGCAUUUUGUUUACAGUUAAAGACAUCUAAUAUCUUAAAAAGGAGUUUUCCUUUAGAAACACACACACGCCCUUCCUCUUGCUGAAAAGGUCUCACUCCAUGAUGCUGUGUAAAAUAUUUUUGCACUGUUGUGAAGUAUUUUUGACUUUUUUCUGUACAUAACUGUGUUCUCAGAGCUGAAUGUUUAUAUCUUUUGCUGUGCAAAAGAAACAUGUAAAAUGUUGUUCAGUUGUAUAUACAGAAAUGUGUAUAAAACAUUUUGUUAUUUUUUAAAAGUAGCACUGUUCUGGUUCUGUUUGCACGUCAGUGGGGAGAGAAUAAAGAGGAAAAUUGAACAGA
Messenger RNA from Rhinopithecus roxellana (golden snub-nosed monkey), 4887 nucleotides. RefSeq names its product family with sequence similarity 43 member A (gene FAM43A). The transcript has a single exon. The record is from RefSeq and is a predicted model, not a curated record. NCBI's taxonomy places the organism in Eukaryota, Metazoa, Chordata, Mammalia, Primates, Cercopithecidae. Bases 2654 to 3928 code for a protein of 424 amino acids.